GAAUUUCCGGCGAAGCAAGCCCUAAUUUUCCUUCCAAGGGAGCGCUAUCUAGUCCCUACCUCCAACGAACGGCAGAAAUUAGGGUCAGGCUUUCGAUUUUGGGUCGGUGUCACCUCCAUUACGCUCUCCUCUCUUCAUAUGAGAAGCUUUCUUCUGCAGCCUUUCUCCAAAGAUUGCCGCUUUUUAGUCUCUUUGCCGAUUCCAAUCAUUACUCAGGAAAUUUGCUUUUUUGCGUGGACUAUUGGAGAUACUUGAGGAAAGAUUCGGUUUUGAUGAUGCUUGAUUGAAGAAUUUAGGGGUUUUCCUAUUAGUGCUGUGAAUUAGGGGCUUUAGAGUCACGAUGUCAGCUGCCAUGGUGGCUCGGAGCUCGCUGGAGGUAAUGCUUGACACCAUCAGGCAGAUGGAUGAGCAGCCAAAAGAUGCACCACCGGCAUUGCCUGUUCGUCCCACUUCAAGAGGCCGGCUGCCCUCAUCGAAAAGGUCACUGACCGUCAAUUUUAAGCUCGAAAGUGGUGCACCCAAAAUUUUGUUCAAGGACUCUGUAAAGAAGGAAGAGAACAUAAAGCACCAGCCUUUGAUGGAAGAUAAGGGGGUGCUGUUCAAAAGUGGGAUUUUUGGAAGCAAGUGGAUCGCAAAGGUGGAACAGCCAGAAGAGUCUCCAUAUGCUAAGAUGCCAGAGUUAGAGAGCUGCGAGGAAAGAGCGAAUCAAUCUAAUAGUUUAGACUCUUCUGCUGCACUCUCGCCUAUGGCAACUUCACUGGAAGAGAAGUUUGGGUGGGGGGACACCAUUGAUUGUGUCCUAAAGAAGAAAAUGAGGGUUUGGUGCUGCCUUCCAGAUACUAAGUGGGGGUUAGGGAAGAUUCAAUCAGUUUCUGGAGGCGAUGCUAAUGUUCUGCUGUCCGAUGGCAAAGUUCUGACAAUUUCUGUAGAAAAUCUCUUGCCGGCAAACCCAGACAUCCUUGAUGGUGUGGACGAUCUUAUACAACUCAGUUACUUAAAUGAGCCCUCAGUUCUUCAGAAUCUGCAGUACAGAUAUUCUCGUGAUUUAGUUUAUACCAAAGCUGGGCCUGUUUUGGUUGCAGUUAAUCCCUUUAAAAAGGUUUCUUUAUAUGGAAAUGAUUUUGUUUCUGCUUAUAGGCAGAAACUUAUGGACAGUCCACAUGUCUAUGCAAUAGCAGAUAGUGCCUACAGUGAAAUGAUGAGAGAUGGAGUAAAUCAAUCUAUCAUCAUAAGUGGUGAAAGUGGAGCUGGAAAAACUGAAACAGCAAAAAUUGCGAUGCAAUACCUUGCUGCUCUUGGGGGUGGCAGUGGGAUAGAGUAUGAGAUUCUGCAGACGAACACGAUUCUGGAAUCAUUUGGAAAUGCAAGAACUUCGAGAAAUAACAAUUCUAGCCGUUUUGGGAAACUGAUUGAAAUACAUUUUAGUUCUGCUGGAAAAAUUUGUGGUGCCAAGAUCCAAACUUUUCUACUUGAAAAGUCCAGGGUGGUUCAAAGAGCGACAGGGGAAAGAUCAUACCAUGUUUUCUAUCAACUUUGUGCGGGAGCUCCUCUCCAUCUUAAAGAGCAAUUGAAGCUAAAAGCAGCCAAUGAAUACAAAUAUUUAAAGCAAAGUGAUUGUGUGAGGAUUGAUGAUGUUGAUGAUGCUCAAAGAUUUCAAAUGUUGAUGCAAGCCUUGGAUACUGUCCAAAUCCCUAAGGAAGAUCAAGAGAAUGCAUUUGCUAUGCUCGCAGCGGUGUUAUGGCUGGGGAACAUUGACUUCUCAGUAAUUGAUAAUGAAAACCAUGUGGAAGUUGUUUUGUGUGAAGGUGUAGUUAAUGCAGCAAAUUUGUUGGGCUGCAAAGUUCCUGACUUGAUGCUAGCUUUAUCAACUCAUAAAAUUCGAGCUGGCAAUGAUGAUAUUGUUCAAAAGCUUACAUUAUCACAGGCCACUGACACCAGGGAUGCAUUGGCAAAAUCAAUUUAUGCUAGCUUGUUUGACUGGCUUGUAGAACAAAUUAACAAGUCACUCCAAAUGGGAAAAUGCCAUACUGGGAGAUCCAUAAGUAUUUUAGAUAUUUAUGGGUUUGAAUCCUUUCAUAAGAACAGUUUUGAACAAUUUUGCAUCAACUAUGCUAAUGAGAGACUACAGCAGCACUUCAAUCGACAUCUGUUCAAAAUUGAACAAGAGGAGUAUACAGAAGAUGGAAUUGACUGGACCAAUGUUCAAUUUAUCGAUAACACUGAUUGUCUAAAUCUAUUUGAGAAGAAACCCCUUGGUCUAUUGUCUUUGUUGGAUGAAGAGUCAACUUUCCCUAAAGCAACUGAUCUGACCUUUGGUAACAAGCUCAAGCAGCACCUGAGUGGUAGCCCCUGCUUUAAGGGGGAAAAUGGUGGUGCUUUCAGAAUUUGUCAUUAUGCUGGAGAGGUUUUGUAUGACACAAGUGGCUUCUUGGAGAAGAAUAGAGACCCAUUGCAUUCAGAUUCUAUCCAGCUGCUUUUAUCAUGCUCCUGUCAACUUCCUCAGCUAUUUGCCUCCAAUAUACGUCGUCAAUCUCAGAAGGAAUCCAGUUCUUUUCGACAACCAAGUAGGGUUGAUUCACAAAAGCAGAGUGUCGGGACAAAAUUUAAGGGUCAAUUGUUCAAGCUGAUGCAGUGGUUAGAGAAUACUACACCUCACUUUAUUAGAUGCAUUAAGCCAAACAGUAAGCAACUUCCUGGCAUGUAUCAACAUGGUCUUGUCUUAGAACAGCUAAGAUGCUGUGGGGUACUGGAAGUUGUCCGGAUAUCAAGGUCAGGCUAUCCAACUAGAAUGACACACCAGCAAUUCGCUGAAAGGUACGGCUUUCUUCUCUUAGAGAAUCUUGCAUCUCAGGAUUCACUCAGUGUUUCAGUUGCUGUUCUGCAUCAGUUUAAUGUCCCACCUGAGAUGUAUCAAGUUGGUUACACAAAAUUAUUUUUCCGCACCGGACAGGUUGCUGCAUUAGAAGAUGCUAGAAACCGCACUCUGCAAGCAAUUCUUUGGGUUCAGAAAAAAUUCCGUGGUCAUCAAGCCCGUCGUUAUUACCAAGCACUCAAGAAAGGAGUAACUACACUGCAAUCAUUUGUCCGAGGUGAAAAAGCCAGGUGUGAAUUUGAAGUUUCAAUGAAGAGAUGGAAGGCAGCUAUUCUCAUACAAAAACAUGUGAGGCGUCAGAUUGCAAGGACAAUGUUUGAUAACCAGCAGAAGGAUAUUAUACUUUUGCAGUGCGUUAUUCGUGGGUGGUUGGCAAGGAAUCGUUUUGUUCAUCUGAAAAAUCAGGAGAUAUCAGAGCUUGAUCAUGGGAAAGUUAACACAGAUGCAAAUGAGGAUCCUCCAGAAAUGAAGGAUACCAAUGAGGAGCACUCUCAGGUACACCCUUCAGUUUUGGCUGAACUACAGAGGCGGGCUCUGAAGGCAGAGGCAUUAUUGAGAGAAAAGGAAGAAGAAAAUGCCAUCUUAAAACAACAACUUCAACAAUAUGAGAUGAGAUGGUCAGAGUAUGAGGCAAAAAUGAAGUUUAUGGAGGAGACAUGGCAGAAACAGCUGUCUUCUUUGCAGGUAAGUUUAGCUGCAGCCAGGAAGAGUCUUGCUGAUGAUGAUAUGGCAAGUCACCAAGGAAAGCUUGACGCAUCACCAGUUCAACACUCCUAUGACUCGGAAGAUGCCAUAUCUGCUGGAACCCGCACGCCUGAAGGCACUCCAGCUAAACGGUCCCAUGCUUGUGAUGCUGGAGUCGUGAGAAAUUCUAAUGGCACUUGGAGUGCAGUUAAACACCUUGACGCUUCUGAUGCUGGACUCAUAAGAUAUUCUAAUGGGACCCAGAGUGCAGUUAGCCACCUCGUAAAGGAGUUUGAGCAGCAGACACAGGUCUUUGAGGAUGAUGCAGUGUUCCUUGUUGAGGUGAAGUCAAGGCAAGAUUCCAGCAUAAACCCAGAUGAAGAGCUUCAAAAACUGAAGGCCCGGUUUGUGACUUGGAAGAAGGAUUAUAAGGUUCGGUUAAAAGAGACAAAAAUUGCACUUCAAAAGCUUGGCAAUCCUGAAGAGAGAACGCGCAAGAGAUGGUGGGGCAAUUGGAGCACAAAAUGACAGGAAAUAUUUUUCUUUAAUGAAUGUUUCCUGUAUGGCUUUUUCAAGCAUGGCAGGCAUUUCUUCAGUACUGAGACAUGAAAUCAGGGAUGAUAUUUUGAGCAGAAAGCUGAAGGGAUCCUCUAUAUCCCUUCCACCUCUGGAGAAAAUACAUUUUAUUUAUGCUCCCAGUAAUAUUGUCUACAUGCUUUGUUGCAUUCUUCUCUGUGCCUAUGGUGCAUAAGAGGCUUGUAUAUCUUCCAUUUUUUGUGGUUGUUUGGGGGAGUGGUUAAGAACCUAUGGCUUAAGAGAGAGAUGAUUAUGUGAGGGGAGAAAUUAAAAUGUAUAGUUUGUUGUAUUUAAUUAAUACCAAAGUGUACAAUUUAGACUUUUGUU
Molecule: messenger RNA, 4459 nt
Organism: Elaeis guineensis (African oil palm)
Lineage: Eukaryota; Viridiplantae; Streptophyta; Magnoliopsida; Arecales; Arecaceae
Source: RefSeq, a predicted model, not a curated record